Molecule: messenger RNA, 3170 nt
Organism: Trichobilharzia regenti
Lineage: Eukaryota; Metazoa; Platyhelminthes; Trematoda; Strigeidida; Schistosomatidae
Source: the annotation of a GenBank genome assembly
CUAAAUAACAAGUUCAUCACAGCACAAUUUAUACUUUGUCCAAAGUGUAUACAAUAAUGAUUUGAAAAAUUAUGUCAUACUAACUAAAAUAUACCUCAAAUGAACCAUAAAAAUCUAACACAACCUGCUAAUAUUAAACUAAAUACAUCAGAUGACGACGGCCAAUCAGGUGAUUAUGAAAUGUCAACGGAUUACGUGAAUGACAAUGUGAAUCAAAGUGAAGAAGUGAUCAAUUACUGUUGUGACAAUACUGAGAAAUGUCCCAUGACAUGGAAUGGUGUACAACAACAGACUGCUGACCGAUUUCCUACUCCACCACAAAGUCCUAUAAAAAGGAUAAGUAGUGUUGCGAAAACGCAUAAACCGUCUCAACAAUGUCCUCAACACGCCUCAGGAAAAGAUGAUCCGUUCAGUGAUACAGGAAAAGUGACAACAAAUGAAGUUGGUAAAAAUUGGAAAAAUGUUAAAAACACUAUGAGAUUUGUACUGUCAAAUAAGUUGAAAAAUAAAUACGAUUAUGAUGAUUCACGGAGAGAUUCGUUUAUGUCACGUUUUUCCACACAACGACGUGGAUCUUAUACACAGAAUCGGGAAAAUGAUCAUCGAUUUGAAAAUCCUCAAUUCUCUUGUUAUCUUAAACCUGUUUAUAAACCUGGCAUUCAUAAUAGCAAUAAUAAUAACAAUAAUGACAAUACUACUACUAAUAAUAUUAAUAACAAUAAAAUGAUUAGUGAUAAAGGAACUUCAAAUGAUGAAUUCUUUCAGACAUGGUUUGUGAAUACACCAGAAAGUGAUGAGAAACAUAUUGAAGUAGAACACCUGAUUAAAUCCACUCCUCCUCCACAUGGAUCAUUAGAAGAAGAUGCUUCAACUGGUGGUCGAUUGAAAUUAGAGUCGACAACUACGAGUCAAAGUUGUGAAUCACAGUCUCCGGUGAAAAGUGGCACCGAUGGUUAUCAAAACGUAAAAUAUUCUGAAAAUUCAAUACCAACAGAUUAUGUAAAUAAUAUGUUAAUGUUUUUUGAACGACCACUUGGAUUUUUUGUAUUUCAUUCUAAUAGUUAUGGUUAUCUUAUCUGGUUGACAUUUGUCUCGUUAGCCUUGCUAUAUAAUCUAUGGGCACCGAUAGCACGUCAAGCUUUUACAGAAUUACAGACAACUUAUCAAAUUCUUUGGUUUAGUUUAGAUGCUUUAGCUGACCUAGCCUAUCUUAUUGAUAUAUUUGUUCAGUGUAAUACAAGCUAUUUGAAAUGUGGUCUUAAGGUUCGUGAUCAUCAGAAGUUGGCAAUACGUUAUGUUAAGUCAUAUGCAUUUCUAUUUGAUAUAUUCUCAUUACUCCCAUUGGAUUUGUUACAGUUGAAAAUUGGUGUUCAGCCGAUGUUACGUUUUCCAAGAUUUUUAAAACUGUAUCGAUGUCGUGAAUGGAAGGUGCGAGUAGAGAAUCGAACUAUAUUUCCAAAUUUAUGGAGAGUAUUAAAUUUAAUACAUAUUUUGUUCUUAGGCUGCCAUUGGUUUGCAGCCUUCUAUUAUUUACUGUCAAAGUAUGAAGGAUUUAAAAAUCCAUGGGGAUAUCAACCGAGUGAAAGUGGUGACAAUGAUACUAUAUCGAGGAUAUACUUGAAAUCUUUUUAUUGGGCCACAUUAACACUGACGACAAUCGGGGAUCUCAGUGCACCCACAAGUAGUAUAGAGGUUCCGGAUCACGAAGACUCAGUAUCCAACUUAUGGUUGACAUUCACAAUUGUGUCUUAUCUAACAGGAGUAUUUGUUUUUGCUACAAUUGUUGGCCAAGUAGGAAAUAUUAUUACUACAAGAAAUGCUGAUCGAAUUGAAUUUGAAAAAAUCUUGGAUAAUGCAAAAAGUUACAUGCGGGCUAAUUCAGUGAGUAAGGAUUUACAAAGUCGUAUACUUCGAUGGUAUGAUUACGCAUGGUCAAAAGGAUGUGGUGGUGGCGGUCAGGAUAUUAAUACAAUUGGUCUAUUACCUGAUAAACUGAAAACAGAAUUAGCCCUGAAUGUAAACUUGGAAACUUUGAAGAAGGUGACAAUAUUUCAUGAAUGCAGACCAGAAUUUCUACAUGAUAUUGUCUUGAAAAUGCGACCGCUUGUAUUUACGCCCGGUGAUUUAAUCUGUCGGAAAGGAGAAAUUGCCCGUGAAAUAUUUAUUAUUGCUGAUGGUGUACUUGAAGUUAUAAGUGAAACCAAUGAAGUCCUGUCAAGAAUGAGUGCAGGUGAUUUUUUUGGGGAAAUUGGUGUGCUGAACGUUGACGGUGUAAAUAAGCGAACAGCUGAUGUACGUGCUGUUGGCUACGCCGAGUUAUUUGUUUUAUCUAGAGAAGAUAUACUGAAGGCCUUAAAAGAUCAUCCAGAAGCUGAGGUUGUCAUACGAAAACAUGCAACCCGCCGAUUGUAUGAAACCCGUGAACGUCAAUACGCCUAUUAUAUGCACGGGAAGAAGUCGACCACUUCGCAUGGCUCGGUCAAUAGAACAUCAAAUGCAACUGACGAUAAUGCUGCAGUGAAAUUUGAAAUACCACAAAUUGUGACUCCACAAAAUUCUAUAACAGAAAUACUUCAUGAUAAGGAUGAUAACUCAACGAAUCAAUUGGUGUCAACCUACUCUUCUAAUCCAACAGAGAUGACUUCAAAGAAUUCUAUUGACAUAAGUGAUGCGAAUCGCUUAUCUGAGGCAUUGGAUCAAUUCGCCGACAGAUGGGAAUCCAUUCUGAUGAAUGUGAUCAAGAAUUAUCGUAAAGAGAUUAAUGUAUUACGUGAACAAAUCCUUCAGACGAAUAGAACAAACACAAAUUAAAAAAAACAUGUUUUAUCAAUAUUAUUUCUACAUGAAUUCACCUCUUAAACUAAUAUGCCUGCUAUGCCUUGUCUCUCGCAUUAUGUGCAUUCUAUUCUCUCUCUUUAUAUAUAUAUAUAUAUAUAUAUAUAUAUAUAUAUAUAUAUUCAUUCAGUAUGUUUGAUUCCCUUGCCCUUGUGUACAUAAAUUCACAUAAUGUUACUUCAUUACAAAAUGUCUUUCCAUUUGUCACCAGUGUUCAUCUAUAUCAACUCAAACAUAAACACACACACACAUGCAUAGAUGUACGCCUCAAACAUUUGAUAAAUUUAAUUCUUUGUUAUUAGGAGUAAAAUGCUGGAAAAUACAAAUCCCCAACC